This is a messenger RNA of Closterium sp. Yama58-4, 1932 nucleotides long. NCBI's taxonomy places the organism in Eukaryota, Viridiplantae, Streptophyta, Zygnematophyceae, Desmidiales, Closteriaceae. The record is from the annotation of a GenBank genome assembly.
AUGCAGACUGCCCCCCCUUGUCUCCCCCGCCCACCCCCCACUCUCCCCCGCCACUCUCCCCCUUCCCCCCGUCAACCCCCCUCCCCUCCCCCUCCCCCUCUUCCCCUUGCAGGGUGGCGGAACCUAGAGAACACAGUGGGCGGGUCGGCACGGGAGUCGACGGAUCGGCGCAAUGGGGAUGAUGACGACGGGGGUGGAGAGGCCGUGCUGGUGCGAGGGGGGCGGCCCAUCGCCAAGAGCAUGCCGCACGCAGGCCAGCCCAUUCUCAGCUUCAACACCGCGGGCAGCGGGCAGCGGGCGACGGAGAGGGAGUUUGUCGUGAAGCAGACAAGACGCGCCUGCUCAUGCUCCCACCCUCCUCUCCCUCUCCCCCUCCCUCUCCCGCUUCCCCCCCCACCCCCCACCGCUCCCCACCCCCCCUCCCCCCCCUCUUCUCCUCCCCCCGUCCCCCUUUCCCCCCCUUCCCCAGGCUCUCUCACGGAGGAGUACGAGCUGGGGGAGAAGCUGGGCGAGGGGCACUUCGGGUCCACGUACCGGUGCCGGCAGCGGGCGACGGGGAAGGAGUUUGCGGUGAAGCAGAUGAGCAAGACGCGCCUGCUCAUGCUGGGCACGCCCCUGGCGGAGGUGAAGCGCGAGGUGGGGAUUCUGUACCACCUGGCGGGCCACCCCCACGUGGUGCAGGUGCAGGCGGCGUUUGAGGACUCUAAGACUGUGGCGAUCGUGAUGGAGCUGUGCCAUGGGGGGGAGCUGUACGACAGAAUCAUCGCCAAGGGCCACUACAGCGAGUGCGACGCAGCACGGCUGGUGCGCACAAUAGUGUCGGUGGUGCACUACUGCCACACCAUGAACGUGGUGCAUCGCGACCUCAAGCCCGAAAACUUCCUCUUUGCCAACCGCAGCGACGACGCGCCCCUCAAGACCAUCGACUUCGGCCUCUCGCUCUUCUUCACCCCAGGCGAGCCCAUAUCAGCAGGCUUGGCAGGCAGCCCACUGUAUCUAGCCCCGGAGAUGGUGCGAACCAACGGGAGCCACUAUGGACCCGAGGUGGACGUGUGGAGCGCAGGGGUCAUUCUCUACAUGCUGCUCUGCGGCUACUGCCCCUUCCCCACCGACCUACCCACAAUGGACGAGCUGUUCUGCGCCAUCAUGUACGACGAGAUCGACUACGACAGCGAUCCGUGGCCGUUGAUCUCGCAGCAGGCCAAGGAGGUGGUGCAGGGCAUGCUGGACCGCAACCCCGACACGCGCCUCACCGCGAAACAAGUGCUAGAGCAUCCGUGGGUGAGCGAGGCGGGGGUGGCACCAGACACGCCACUGGACCCCACAGUGUUCUCCCGCCUCAAGCGAUACGCCGCCAUGACGCACAUCCGCAAGCUCGCCUCACAGGUGGUGGCGCAGCAGCUAACGGAAGAGGAGAUCCUGGGCAUGAGGGAGAUCUUCAACCAGCUGGACAUGGACCAAAGCGGCUCGCUCUCCCUGGAUGAGAUGCGCCGUGGGCUGCAGAAGAUGGGCGCGCGCAUGAACGAGGGCGAGCUCAGACAGCUCUACUCCGCUAUGGAUGUGAACGACAGUGAGAGCAUAUGCAUGAACGAGUUCUUUGCGGCCACGCUGGGGCUGAACCGGUUGAUCAAGGAGGAGAACCUGCACCAGGCCUUCCAGUACUUCGACAAGGAUGGCAGCGGCUUCAUCACACGAGAUGAGCUCACUCAGGUGUGUGAGGAGUUUGGCAUCGGGCCGGAGAACGUGGAGGAGAUGAUGCAGGAGGUGGAUGUUAACAAGGACGACCGAAUAGACUACAACGAGUUCGUGUCUAUGAUGCACCGCCACAGCGUGCCGGACCACAUCAAGAGCAGCAGCAUCGGCAAGGACAAGCUCGCCCUCCUCAAAGUGCAGAGCUCGCUCGAACGAGUCCGCCGCUCCCCCACCAUCUAG